This is a messenger RNA of Scatophagus argus, 2697 nucleotides long. It is a transcript of the gene bscl2, whose product is annotated as BSCL2 lipid droplet biogenesis associated, seipin. The record is from RefSeq and is a predicted model, not a curated record. Gene Ontology annotation, cellular component: endoplasmic reticulum membrane. NCBI's taxonomy places the organism in Eukaryota, Metazoa, Chordata, Actinopteri, Scatophagidae. The transcript has a single exon. Gene Ontology annotation, biological process: lipid storage; lipid droplet organization. The coding region runs from base 9 to 1277 and encodes 422 amino acids.
ACCCACUGAUGUCUGAUCACAAGGAGGACCCACUACAGUGGCAGCAUUCAACGGGGCUCGAAGGAGGAACAGCUGCUCAAAUCAGGACCAGAAGAAGAUCAGCGUGUUCCGGAUCAGACACAAUGGGGGCUACGAUGGGACCGGUUCUGCACUGGCUACACGAUGUAGCAGCUGUGACGCUCCUCAAAGCCCGGCGAACUUUAUUUCAGGCUGCCAUUCUGUUAUGUGUCCUGGUCCUGCUAUUGUGGGUGUCCAUCUUUCUCUAUGGAAGCUUCUAUUACUCCUACAUGCCCACUGUGAGCUUCUCCACCCCCGUGCACUUCUACUAUAAGUCCGAUUGUGAUGCCUCAGAGUCAGCGCUUUGCUCAUUCCCCACGGCCAACAUCUCUUUCAUGAAGAAUGAGAGGGACCAGGUGAUGGCUUACGGUCAGCCUUAUCGAAUAUCUCUGGAGUUAGAGAUGCCAGAGUCUCCAGUGAAUGAACAGCUUGGUAUGUUCAUGGUCAAGAUGUUUUCUUAUACCAAAGGUGGGAAGACUGUCUCAUCAGUGGGACGAUCUACAAUGCUGCACUACCGCUCCAGCCUUCUGCAGACCCUGAGUACUGUAGUAUUCUCUCCUUUCCUUCUGACUGGCAUGGCUGAGCAGAAGCAGCUCAUAGAAGUUGAGCUCUUCUCAGACUACAAGACUAAUGCUUAUCAGCCCACAAUCGGCGCCGUCAUUGAGAUCCAGUCCACACGAGUGCAGAUCUACUCAUCUCAGCUCCGUAUCCAUGCAUACUUCACCGGUAUAAGAUAUGUUCUGUACAACUUCCCUCUGACUUCUGCAGUGAUUGGCGUGGCCACCAACUUUGCCUUCCUCAGUGUCAUUGUGCUCUUCAGCUACCUGCAGUUCAUAUGGGGCGGGCUUUGGCCACCAGACCAAGUAAGAGUCAGGGUUAUGAUGGGAGACAACGCCCGCAUCCAACAGAGGAGAGAGGAGGCUCGGAAGCGCAUGGAGAAGGAAAACUCACAGAAGGAACUUGACGCUCCUAAAGUGAUUGGAUCUAUGAAUGAGGCAUCUGAUCAGGGAGACGACACAGUGUCUGAGCCGUCGUUAAAGAAGCCCUCGAUAAUCCCUGAUGGCUCUGGGGCAGAUGUGCCAGAUAUAAAGGAUGAAGAGUCUCAUGAAGCUGUAAACCCAGAGGAAACGAAUAGCUCAGAUGUGAUCAGUGGAUGGCAGUUGCCUCAGAAGGGUGAGACAGCACUUCGACAGAGACCCGGACCGUGGAUGAGCCUGUGAAACAUGCCACUGCACACACUGAAGUACCUAUAGUAUAUGCAGAUAAGCUGCACAAAGUCCCAUCACUCUUUAUUAUAUAUUGAAUGUGAUUUGACAUGUAUUGAUCAACUCAAUCAAACCCACUGUUUAAGUUGGCCUAAAUACAGAUGCAUGAAAAUGUAAAACCCGUGUUGUUUUAGCUUACUAACUACAGCUUAUUGUCUUGUUUGAGAACAGGUUACCUCAUUGCAACUUAGACCUCUGAUCAUUUAAUUCUGCUUAUUGUCUGCUGAGUGGGAAGCCUGCCCUAAAGACAACAGCGUAACUACAGUCUUAUGUUUGUGCCAAUAGCAGGUGAUACUAUAUUCCAGCUCUGGCCCAUAGCAAUUUUGCAUUACCAUCAACAGUUUAACACCCUUUUAAAAUCAGUUGGGUGUUCCUAUGUUUUACUGCUCCUGUCUAAGGUGGCCUUUUCUCAUGUAAUGGCCAGCUUGAAAGCUGAUGCACACAUCCUAUAAUAAAUCAGAAGAAGUCAGAUGAGCAGUUCAAACAUUAGUCGAGUUGAUUCUGUUUUGGAAUGUGGCCACCCCUUCCUUGAAACUGAAUUUUAAGUUGGGUUUUUUCGAAGAAGGAAUAUCCUGAAGUGUUUCAAACCCUUUUGGAGGAUACACACAAAUAAGUCUUGUGAUGCUUUUAUCUCAGAGGGUCUUAGAUUCUUAGAUUUAGAGCAAUUAGAUUUGGAAAAUGUGUCUAUAAAAGUGUCUCUGUUUAUAAUAAUUUGCCAGAAAAAAAUGAGUCAAUGGUCCAGUCAGAGGGACAUAAGGCAUUUGUUGCUUUUUCAUUUUGCAAAUAGAGACACUCUGUUUUGGUAUAAUGUGAUCUCACUGCUGUGACAUAUUUAGUUCAAGCUUCAAUGCUUUUACAAAGCUGACAUUCAUUCCAGCAUAUCUUUGUAUUCACUGUCUGUUACAGUACAGAUUGUACUCUGCAGGUUGGUGCUGUAAAAAUGGUAUUUAUUAAGUUUUCCUCACAACAAAGCGCCAAGAUAUUAUAUGUGUAUGGGUCUUUUUAAGUAUUGUAUUAAGUUUGUAUUUAAUGUCAAGCAACAUAAAAUAUAAGAAGAAUAAGUGAAGUUACUGUUUUGAAAUUGGUGCUUGUUGUUAGAGCUAAUAAAGUGAAGGUGGUGCUCGUGUAUGGCUCUAUGUACUGAACCACACUUCAGCUUAUGGUUUAAGCAAGUUUAUGAGAGGGUUUGUGGAGGUUGCGGUGAUGUAGGGUUUUGCACCAAAGAUAUUGUUAAACUCAUACUGCGUUCAUGUUCUGUCUUCUUUUAUUCUGUAAUUUGGAAUAUUCAUUGUAAAAGCUUGUGUAGUUAUAAGAGUAGGUGUUAUUUAUGCGUUGAACAACUUAAAUAAAGGUACAGUAGUGCACUUUUCUUUCA